Molecule: messenger RNA, 5163 nt
Organism: Brienomyrus brachyistius
Lineage: Eukaryota; Metazoa; Chordata; Actinopteri; Osteoglossiformes; Mormyridae
Gene: cd109
Product: CD109 molecule
Exons: 33
Coding region: 68-4510 (1480 amino acids)
Cellular component (GO): extracellular region
Molecular function (GO): endopeptidase inhibitor activity
Source: RefSeq, a predicted model, not a curated record
CGAGGAGGAAGAAGCCUCCGGUUAACCCUGCAGUGCGGGGCUGUGUGGUUCUCCUCUCAGCUGGGAGAUGGAGCAGCUCGUCUGGAUGGGGAUCUGCGGCCUCUUCGUCACCUGCACUGGAGCACAGAACAUUUCAAGACCUUCUUACCUGGUCUCAGUUCCCAGAGUAAUUCGCAUCGGGACGCCCAUCUCACUCUCAGUCACUGUCUUCACCGAGUCCCCGGUCCGAGUGACCGCUGAGCUCUUUAACGGCAUCACCAGCUUGCGUCAGACUGAGAAAACGUUUCCAGCAGGAUCUACUGGGCUUCAGAUUCUCCCCCCAAUUCUGGGCGCUGACCUGAUUUCCCAGAGUAACUAUACUUUGGCUGUCAGUGGCUUCAUUGGGGAGAAUGUGGUUUUCAGCAACACAACGGUGAUGAAAUUUAUACCCAAAAUCUCAUCUACGUUUAUUCAGACGGACAAAUCUGUCUACAAGCCGGGACAAGCGGUGAAAAUUCGGGUGGUGUCAGUUUACCCAGAUGGAAAACCAAGCAGGAGCAAUGUUAAUAUUGUCAUUAAGGAUCCCAAGGGAAACAUGAUCCAGCAGUGGCCCUCACUGGACAGCUUUCUGGGGGUCGUGUCCAGGGAGUUCCAGCUGACUAAAACACCCCCCCUUGGCAUGUGGACUGUUGAGGCUUCGGUUAAUGACAUUUCGACGGAAAAGACCUUCACAGUCGACUAUUAUGUGCUUCCGGCCUUUGAUGUGGUGGUGCAGGCUCCCGCUAUCACCUACUACGGAGCCAAUCUAACAGGAAAUGUCACUGCGCAACACAGCUACGGGAAGCCGGUCCAGGGCACGCUGACCAUAACGGCCAGUCUGUCCCACCAUGGAAUGGCCAUGACUGCUAGCAAAACUAGCGAGAUCAAUGGUUCUGUCCGGUUUGUAUUCAAUAAGAAGGACUUUUUUCAUAGUUAUACCAGUGGUCAAGGAUCGAUGGGUCCCUUUCCAUUUAAAAAUGAGGCAAAAGUUUAUGUCACAGUCACUGUCACAGAGACCUUGACAGGAUUAAGAAGCAAUGCUACAUCAGAAGUGACUGUUGUCCAAAGCAGGUACCACCUUUUGUUUUAUGGACAUCCCAGGACCCUUAACCCAUCUUUAAACUUUUCCACUUACCUGAAGAUCUCGUCAUAUAAUGGGGAACCAAUAGAGCGGAUGAGGAACGUGACGGUGACUGUGACACAGCACAAGGGUCCCGGUCCUGGCAGCUGGAGGCACGAGGGGUCAUUUGGGUUCAACAGCUCCUUCCUCCAGGACGAGCAUGUGACACAGGAGGCUGUGGAGCUGACAUUUCAGGACGCAGAGGGCUCUCCUCUCUCCAUGAGCUUCCCUGUCCCAGAGGACGGGGUCAUACCCAUUCGCUUUCAGCUGUUAGAAGAUGUGACCUCUCUUACAAUUCAGGCUGAUUUCCAAGGGAACCAUAAAAUUUUGCAAGUGUUCAGAAGUUCUUCCUCCACCAGCAAAUUCUACCUGCAGUUAAGCAGAACUAAUGCUCAUCUUGAGGUUGGAAUUCCCAUUAAUUUGGUUGUACAAAGCAACUUUCUGCUAACCGAGGUUCACUAUUUGGUCAUGUCCAAAGACCGGCUGCUGGAUGGCGGGAGGAAGACUGCAGCCACUUUCUCUCUGCUUCCCAGGGCCUCCUGGGCUCCCGUCGCCCGUGUCACUGCGUAUGUCGUUUGCCCCACGGGGGAGGUGGUCAGCGACACUCUGAUGAUUCCUGUUGCCCAGACGCUGAGAAACAAUGUGUCUCUGGGCUGGAGUCUAACAAGGACAAAACCAGCGGGGAAGGUGGAGCUCAGUGUGCAUGUAUCUGAACCUGGGUCUCUAGUCGGUAUUCUGGUGGUUGACAAGGCAACCGAUUGGCCCAAAUCUGACAAUGACAUCAGCAAGUAUAAGGUUCUGGAGAAGCUGGAAUCGGCUGCAUGCAGCGGGGAUGAUAUCGAUAGUCCAUCCGGCGUAACGAUGACGGGCGACGCCAACUGCGUUUCCAUGGUGUGUAACCUGGUGGUUUUGACAGAUGGCUGGAUGUCCAGAGCGAAGGACCACGUUAAAGCCAAAUUACCAGUCAGAGGGAAAAGCCUUCAGGAGGAUAGUAUGACCGCACCAGUGCCCCGGGUUCGAAGGCGCUUCCCAGAUACCUGGCUCUGGCUGAACGCCAACAUGAGUGUAUCUACAACAGCGAGUUUCUCAGUCUCAGUCCCAGACAGCAUCACAACCUGGAUCGCCACCGCAUUCGUCGUGUCUGAUAACCUGGGCUUAGGGAUCAUCGACUCUCCUGCAAAGCUCGCAGUUUUCCAGAACUUCUUCCUGUUCCUGGUUCUCCCAGCUUACAUCAUCCGAGGAGAACAGCUAAUUCUAGAGGUCAUCGUGUUUAAUUACAUGGAACAGCAACUUGAGGUCUUAGUGACAGUAGCAGAGAACAAGUCAUUUGAGUUUAUAUUCAGAGACAAGAAUGGACCAUCGAUGGCCAACAUAAGGACAGUGUCUGUAGCGAGUUGGGAGAGUGCUUUGGUUCUCUUCCCAAUAAGACCGGAGGUUCUUGGAGAGAUCACAGUAUCUGUGAAAGCCGAGUCCUACAUUGGCUCUGAUGCCAUUGUUAGGAAAGUUCUGGUCAAGCCUGAAGGAACGGAGAAGUUGUUCACUAAGUCGCUGUUCCUUGAGAUGCCUCUGUCGGAAAACAGGCUGUCUGAGGAGGUAGUGUUCUCCUUCCCCGCAGAUGUGGUGCCGGGCAGCAAGAGGGCCCACGUGACCGUGGCUGGUGACAUUCUAGGCCCGUCGAUAUCGGGGCUGGACUCGCUUCUCCAGAUGCCCUCUGGCUGCGGGGAGCAGAACAUGAUCAACUUUGCUCCCAGCAUCUACGUGCUGCAGUACCUGACCAAAGCCGACCGAGGAGAACCCAUAAAUGGAGAACCCAUAAAGGAGGACAUUCGGCGCAGAGCGCUGACAUUCAUGGAGCAAGGCUAUCAGCAGCAGCUGACCUAUCAGAGGCGGGAUGGGUCCUUCAGUGCUUUUGGAGACAGUGACUCUGCGGGCAGUACUUGGUUGUCUGCCUUCGUGCUGAGGGCCUUCCUGCAGGCUCGGUCCUUCAUCCCCAUCGAUCAGAAGGUGCUGUCUGGCAUGGCGACCUGGCUGGUCCAGCAGCAGGAGGCCAGCGGGUGCUUCGGUGAGCCGGGGAGAGUGACUCACAGCGAGCUACGGGGGGGGCUGGACGGCCCCACCUCCCUGACAGCCUACGUACUGAUGGCACUGCUGGAGGAGCCAGCGUACAUGAACAUCUACUCAAGUCAGGUGUCCAGUGCUCGGAUGUUUCUAGAAACCAAGCUGGGACUUGGGAUCUCCAGCAACUACAGCCUAAGCCUGGUUGCCUACGCCCUGUCUUUGGCUAAGAGUCCCAAGGCUGAAAUGGCGCUGAUGGAGCUGAUGAGGAGAGCAGACGUACACGAUGGCAUGAUGUCUUGGAGCUCCUCAAAAGUGCCGCUGCCUGACUCCUGGCAGCCACAGUCCGUGGACAUAGAAAUCGCCUCCUACGUGCUGCUCACCCUUUUCAUGAGGGCGAAGGUCAUGGAAGGAAUCCUGCUUUUGAAGUGGCUCUGCCAACAGAGGAACCAUCUGGGAGGGUAUGGCUCUACGCAGGAUACAAUAAUGGCCCUGCAUGCCCUGUCAUAUUACGCACCUUUGAGCGGUGCGGAUUCCAUCAACACCACAAUCCAAGUGAAAAGCACUGCCUCACGCACCGCGGCCACCUUCCACGUCGACUCCAGCAAUUACUUACUGCACCAGAGUGAAGAGAUUGAAACAAGCAAAAGCAUGCGUCUGGCCGUUUCGAUGGAGGGACGAGGAUUUGCCUUGCUUCAGUUGAAUGUGUUCUACAAUGUAAAGAAUGAAGAAGCGUCCAGCAAACACAAAGAUGGUACAGGAAUGUAUGCUUUCCAUUUGGAUGUUGUUGUCAACAGCAGUAGAAUGGACCAGCUUACCCUCUCUGUCUGUACCAGCCUGUUGGAAAGCCAGAAGAUUCCUCGGACAGACAUGGUGCUGAUGGAGGUCGGCCUGCUCAGUGGUUUUACCCUGAGUGACGAAGGAAUUGCGACCAAUGAUCUGAUCAGAAGGGUGGAAACACAGCCAGGAAAAGUCAUUCUUUACCUGGAUUCUGUGACCACAUCACAAGUAUGCGUAGAAAUCUCCACAGUGAGGAGCUUCAAAGUGGCUCUUGUACAGGAUGCCAAUGUCAUCAUCUAUGAUUACUACGAACCCCGCAGGAGAGCGAUGAGGACCUACAACGCCCCAACGUUACGCAGCCUGCCCACAUGCUCCUUCUGCGGUCUGGACUGCCAUCUGUGCCGCCCCGCUAUGCUCCGCCCAUCCAGCACAGCACCUGCAGCAAGUGCCUCCCGGCCACCUCUGAUUGGCUGCCCAACAGCCCUCUUUGUACUCUUCCUGCUUCAGCUCCCAAUACUGACCAAUGCAGUUUGUUAGACGCGUCCUGCCAUACAAAAUAUCAGCAUGCGUCACAAAUACUCUGCAUAAUGUAAGUCUAUCAAAAUCCAUCGUAUUGAUCAAAUGUUCAUUACCAUCAAUCUAAUCUCCUCAUGCACUAGUGUUUUAGUUAAUGUUUCACAGGUUUCCGUUUUAUAGCAUGAAAUAAGCGUUUUUUUAAACCUUCCUAUUUCAUCCGUCACUCUUCAAGGCGCUCAUCCUGCUUGGGGAUGAUUUGCAUCGCCAGCCCUGGAACUAGAAGUGGUUGUGCUACAUUUGUAACAUUAAAAUGCAGACGAUUAUAUUGCAGCAAAAAUGUCUGCAAAAUGAUCCUGUCAUUUAUAAGUAAAUGGAAAAUUUGUCAAUUUUUUUUUUUAAGCACAUAUUUCACUUAGCAAACUGACACACGUGUGUCCAGAUUUCAUACUUUUCAUACCUUUUCAUGCCUGGACCACAGAUGGUGUUAUGAUUAAGCACAGUGACUUAAAUGAAACACCAGGAGGAGUCUUGUUGUAACAAGGAACAUUCAGUUGUUGUGGUAUAAAACUUUCUGCUCUAUGAAUGGACGGAGGAUGACAUUUCUAUGACACGCAGAAGGAAACUCAACCUUGAAUGUUUGAAUUGAUUUUUUUAAAAUUGUUUUCUAUGAUAAA